AUGAAAGACUCGAAAGUGAUUUGUCAACUAUGUUGUCUGAAAUUGGUGAAAAAGAAGAAGACUAAACCACAGUAUGUGUCCAAACCGCUCCCAGCUGAUCCAUAUUUGGAUAUGAAGGCAAUGGCGUUGACCAGUGUGCUUUUCUUGCAGGAUGACCUAUUUGCGCUUAAAAAGGUCAACAAACUGGAUCGGGAAGCACUCACAACCAAGAACAUUCCGGAUGAACAAUAUGAUGAACAAUUUGUUCAACUUUUUCCCGAAUCAUUUGUUCUGAAAGCGUAUCUAUUGAAUAAUUCUCGACAAAUCGCACGUCUUGGUCUUUUGGCCGGUCUGCAAAUGGUUUCAGUAUGA
This is a messenger RNA of Echinostoma caproni, 351 nucleotides long. The record is from the annotation of a GenBank genome assembly. NCBI's taxonomy places the organism in Eukaryota, Metazoa, Platyhelminthes, Trematoda, Plagiorchiida, Echinostomatidae.